AUGGCGAAGAUGGUGGGCCUGGUCGUGGGCUUAGCCAUGUUGGGCUACUGUAGUUUGGUAGCCGGCCGGGUCGUCGGGGCGUCCGACCCGGAUUUUGUCCCGCUAUAUGUGUUCGGCGGUUCCCGUGGGGACAGCGGAAACAACAAUUACUUGGACACGACGGUGAAGGCCGACUCGCCGCCUUACGGGAUCGAUUCUCCGACCGGCCACCCCACCGGCCGUUUCUCUAAUUACCGCAACCUACCCGAUUUCAUCAGCGUAGCACUGAAACUGCCACAGCCUCCAUUGUCGUACUUGAGUCCACAGCUCACCGGGGAAAGGCUGCUUUACGGUUGCAAUUUCGCUUCCGGCGGAGCGGGGAUCUUGAAUGACACCGGAAUCCGGCAAGGCAACAUAAUAAGGAUCCCCAAGCAGUUGCUAGCCUUCCAGCAAUACAAGAAGAAGCUGGCGGCGGUGGUGGUCGGAGGAACAAAACAGGCUGAGCGACUAGUCAUCAACAAGGGAUUGUUCCUCUUCGCCGUCGGCUCCGCCGAUUUCACCGACAACUACUACUCGCCACCUUUCUCGGCCCGCGCCAGCCAGCACACUGUCCCCGAGUUCGUCGAUCUCCUCGUCUCCGAGCUAUCCAAAUACCUGCUGAGGCUGUACGAUCUGGGGGCUCGCCGGAUGCUGGUGAUUGGGUCGAGCCCGUUUGCGUGCUGGCCGGCGCAGUUGGCAACCAGGGGCGGCGCCGGCGCGGAUGAGUGCGAUCCGGAGCUCCAGAACGCGGCGUCUCUCUUCAACUCCCAGUUGAACCGGAUGGCUCAGCAGCUGAACGAUCGGUUUGGUUACGUUUUCGCCGUUGUUGCCAAUUCCGCUGCGCUGUCCAUCGACAUCCGCAACAAUCCCGGGGCUUACGGGUUUAUCGAGACGAAAAAGGCUUGUUGUGGACAGGGUCCUUAUAACAGGCUAGGGCAAUGCACACCAGCAUCGAAUCUGUGUUCAAACCGAGAUGAAUUUCUGUUUUGGGAUUCCAUCCACACCACAGACAGGGAUACGGGUUUUUUUGCCGAAAGCAUCUUGAGUGGACCUGCACACGUUGUCUUCCCAAUGAACCUCAAUUCCAUGCUGGCCCUCAAACAGGAUAUCUAG
Molecule: messenger RNA, 1131 nt
Organism: Linum trigynum
Lineage: Eukaryota; Viridiplantae; Streptophyta; Magnoliopsida; Malpighiales; Linaceae
Source: the annotation of a GenBank genome assembly